UCUACUCCUAGUUGUUGGACCUGAGCUGCUCUGUAUUAUUGAUUGAAGAUGGAGCCAUAUACUCUGUGAUUUUUUUUUUUUAAUGUUCUUCUUCCUUUUUCUUUCUCCACAGCUUCUGCCCAAACCUGUCGGCCAUUUCCUCCAUCCUAGGGCUGACUCACAACGUCGCUGGCGUGACCUUUCUGGCUCUGGGGAACGGAGCCCCUGAUGUGUUCAGCGCUAUGGCUGCCUUCUCCAGGCCCCACACCGCUGGACUGGCCAUCGGGGCCCUCUUUGGUGCUGGGAUCUUUGUGACGACUGUUGUGGCUGGCAGCGUGGCUUUGGUCAAGCCCUUCACCCUGGCCUCCCGACCCUUUCUGAGGGACAUGAUUUUCUACAUGGCAGCUGUGUUCUGGACUUUCACCAUUCUCUACAAAGGGCAUAUAGCCUUGGCAGAGGCACUAGGAUACAUAGGCCUGUAUAUGGUGUAUGUUGCCGCUGUCCUGGUGAGCGCCUAUAUCUAUAACUACCGGAAGCGCUCCAUUAAUGGGCCAACCCCAGUACAAACACCAGAUUUGCUGACUAGCGGUGAAUACAGUGAGAGUCUCAACAAGAGCAUACAGACAUAUGAUGAGGAGUACCAGCCUCUGCUCCCCCACACACUCUCCACCAGCCAGAUCCUCCUGGGCUCUCUGAGGCCCGUGGACAGCAGGAGGUGGAGGAGGAAACCCUGGACCUGGAGGGUCUUGAAGCUGGUGAAGAUGCCUCUGGAGGUGCUGCUGCUCCUCACUGUGCCUGUAGUGGACCCAGACAAGGAGGACCACAACUGGAACAGACCCCUCAACUGCCUCCACCUCAUCACUGGCCCUCUCGUGUGUGUGCUUACCUUUAAUUCAGGACAAUAUGGCCUGUACCUAAUCGAGGGUGAGUUCCCUGUCUGGGCAUUGGUGGUGCUUUUUGGCGUUUUCUUGGCUGCUAUCGUCUUCUGCAGCACCACCAAUGAGCAUCCGCCGGAGUACCACUUUCUGUUUUCCCUGCUGGGGUUUGUGGUGAGCGCUCUGUGGAUCAACACGGCAGCCUCUGAGGUGGUGAGUGUGCUGCACAUGCUGGGGAUCGUCUUCAGCCUCAGCAACACGGUGCUGGGCCUCACACUGCUGGCCUGGGGCAACAGCAUCGGAGAUUUAGUCUCGGACAUUACGAUAGCCCGUCAGGGUUAUCCCCGCAUGGCCAUAUCCGCCUGUUUCGGAGGAAUCCUCUUCAACAUGUUGUUUGGUAUAGGUCUGGGCUGCUUGCUGCAGAUGUUCGGUGGUAAUCACAUAGUGACGCUGGAACCAGAGGGUCUUCUGUGUUGGAUCCUGUCCGGUGCUCUGGGGCUCAGUCUGGUUCUGUCAUUCGUGCUCAUCCCACUGCAGUGCUUCCAUCUCACCCGUGCCUACGGCAUCUUCCUCAUCGUCUUCUACUUCAUCUUCCUCCUGGUGGCCCUCCUCACCGAGUUUGGGAAGAUCCACUUGGGGGCGCUGUGAUGCUCUUUGAGGGACUGACCAGGAUGGUGAAGGAACAUUUGCACUGUGAUGAUCACAGAACUGAAGCAGCGAUGCAACAGACAAUCUGCUGGUUGUUAACUGUCCACAGGCAGUGUGUUCCACCCCUCCUGUACAAUGGAGAAGUCCACGACAGGUGGAUGUGUUCUGUUGCAUUACACAUUUUUUUUUAUUAUUUGUGAUUUUGUGAAUGUGCAGUCCAUGGAGGAAAGAAAUGUGUCUUAUUCAAGGCUCCCACAUGAAUGUGUGAUGGGAUGAACAGAAUGUUCUUGGCUCUGCGUGGGUAUCGUCUGUUUUGUGCCAGUAAUGCUUCGGAGGUGAUGGAUAGCCUUUUCAGCCCCACAUCCUCUACACAACAUGUUCCGUUUAUUUGACAUCCUCAAAUGACAGCCACACAUGUUCAUCCUUUGACUAAAGGGUGUAUAUGUGAAUUAGCAUUUCUAGUGGAAACAAUGUUUUGAUAAUCUGUGGCAUUUUGAAUUAGGGUUUGUUUUGUUUAUUUUUGUUGUUUUUGAUCUAAAAAAGGUGAGUAGGUUACAACACCAAUAAAUCAACCACAAGCACAUUAGAAUGCCAUCGAGUCAUGCCUAUUGCAGGACAUUGGGCCAUGCAAACAUUAUUCCACGAGAAGUGAUCUGAGCAAAUAUGGGAACAUUUUCUUAAGCACUGCUUGAACAAUGGAUGCAUCGUCAGUCUGUCCUGUUGGGCUAGAAUACAUAAAUGGUGAUUUGUCUUACAUAGACAAAGAAUGAAGCUCUAUGCAAGUACUGUACUAUCUUUGAAGGGUCACUGAUCUUCACCACCAUCUUCAAAGGUCAGGAAGAGUUGUAUGUAAAACAUGUAGUUAAACACAAGGGAUGUAAAAUCUCAAUUCAACAUUUUUAUUGAUGGUAUUAAAACACAGUUGAACACUU
This is a messenger RNA of Clupea harengus (Atlantic herring), 2434 nucleotides long. It is a transcript of the gene slc8b1, whose product is annotated as mitochondrial sodium/calcium exchanger protein-like. Gene Ontology annotation, biological process: intracellular calcium ion homeostasis; calcium export from the mitochondrion. The record is from RefSeq and is a predicted model, not a curated record. The transcript is spliced from 12 exons. Gene Ontology annotation, cellular component: membrane. NCBI's taxonomy places the organism in Eukaryota, Metazoa, Chordata, Actinopteri, Clupeiformes, Clupeidae. Gene Ontology annotation, molecular function: calcium:sodium antiporter activity. Bases 222 to 1502 code for a protein of 426 amino acids.